Molecule: messenger RNA, 459 nt
Organism: Meloidogyne enterolobii
Lineage: Eukaryota; Metazoa; Nematoda; Chromadorea; Rhabditida; Meloidogynidae
Source: the annotation of a GenBank genome assembly
AUGGUGUUUGUUAAAAUUAAAAACAAGUGGAGUGAACUUGAUAGUGGUGGUAAUUAUGACACUUUUGAAAAUUGUAUUAAUGAUAGCUUUAUUAAUUGUUUGGAGGGGAAAAGAAGUAAUAAUAAAAGUAACGUUAUUUAUGCAGAAAAUUCAUUCAAAAAAAUACAAAAUUAUUCCAAUUAUUCUUUAUAUUAUUUUGAAUGUUUAUACGAGGGAGAAUUAAAUAAUUAUGGAAAAUAUAUAAGUAUUGGGCUUGAAAAUUGUAGAACAAAAGAUUGGAUUGAAUUUUAUGCAGAAAGUGCUGGGGAAGAUGGGGAAUUUAAACUUUCAAUACCUACCUGGAAAAAUGGAGAUAUUUUUGGUUGUGGAUUAGUUUAUCCUCCAACUAAUAAAUUAAAUGAAUACCCUUAUAUUUUCUUUACAAAAAAUGGAAAAUAUAUUCGUAAAUAUUUAAUUUGA